AUGGAUAGUACAUUCAUCAAUAUUGAUCUGUCUAUUACUAAUCAACAGCACUGCGAAGCAUCUGCGCGAGAAGUAUAUACUGCGGGAAUAACGAACAAAAUAAUGUCGGCAUCUGUAGAUGCGAGCGAUAAGCUCAUAUUUCGAAUUUUUGGCAAAAAUACAGAAAAGUUCAUAGACAGAGAUCGGGAGUUAAACGCAAUGGAAAAACUUGCAACUAGAGGUCUCGCAGCGCCUGUUUACGCGCGAUUUUCUAAUGGAAUUUUAUGUGGUUUUCUUCCGGGUACGACUGUCAAUGUUCGACAGUUAAAAGACCUAGAUAUACAGAGGAGAAUAUGUAAGACGAUGGCUGCUUUUCACAGUCUGAAUUCGACCAAAAUAGAGACUAACAGUAUGUACCUUUUCCGAAAGACGAAGGAUUUUAUCAAGAAUAUUGACAUGAGCAGAGCUAAGGAUAUUCCCUGCUUCGCUAACCAGUUAUCUGCUGACCUGAAAGAAAUGCGAGAUCUCGUUAUCCCUCUCAACGAAGAAAUCACAUUUUGCCAUAAUGAUUUGCUAGUUCACAAUAUAAUCCUAGAGGAGUCAUCAGGUGAUUCAAAACAUUGCAAAAGCAAAUCAUAUCUUAUGGUUUAA
Strongylus vulgaris is the source of this 630-nucleotide messenger RNA. NCBI's taxonomy places the organism in Eukaryota, Metazoa, Nematoda, Chromadorea, Rhabditida, Strongylidae. The record is from the annotation of a GenBank genome assembly.